Trichoderma reesei QM6a is the source of this 306-nucleotide messenger RNA. RefSeq lists its product as uncharacterized. Lineage: Eukaryota; Fungi; Ascomycota; Sordariomycetes; Hypocreales; Hypocreaceae. Bases 1 to 306 code for a protein of 101 amino acids. The record is from RefSeq and is a predicted model, not a curated record. The transcript has a single exon.
AUGAUUGAGAGAGUCCUGGUAGUCGGAGCAACAGGCAACAUUGGCAUCGCGGCUGUCAAGGGCGCUCUGCGUUCUGGGCGCCAAGUGCUGGCAGUAGUCCGGAAUCAAGCGUCAGCGGAUAAGCUCUUCAAACAUGUCGGGUCUUCGGAAGGCAUCGAUAUCGUCGAAGCAAGCGUUGUCUCUGACACUGGGAUCAAGACCGUCGUUCAUCAGGUCAAGGCUGGAAAGCUACCACCUUUCCAGCAUGUGUACACUUGCGGUUGGUUAUCAUCUCCCCGGACUAGCACCAGACUCCUGUCUUGCUAA